Molecule: messenger RNA, 3211 nt
Organism: Ornithodoros turicata
Lineage: Eukaryota; Metazoa; Arthropoda; Arachnida; Ixodida; Argasidae
Product: stomatin-like protein 1
Exons: 9
Coding region: 109-1341 (410 amino acids)
Cellular component (GO): plasma membrane
Source: RefSeq, a predicted model, not a curated record
CACCUCGCUGCUCGUGGCGCUCGCUCAUGCCUCAUGCUCAUGCGCGCGAGAAUGGGGGAUGGUUGAGGAGUAUCGAUUUGUUUGGCAGAAGUAACAACUCGUUUCACUAUGAAUGACAAAUUUUCGUUGUACAAAGACAGUUAUGACACACCAGAUUUUGUGUUCGACUACACUUCAGCUUUCGAUUAUUCCUCCAUUCAUCACAUGACUGCACUCAAGAAGCCGGAAAAGUUCCAGACUAUAUUCAGCUACAAGAAACAGCAAGUGGUCAUCGACUUGGCAGAUUGUGAACCAGAACCAUGGCAGUCGACUGUGAUUCGGAAUAUCAUAACUUUCUUCUGCUACUUAUUCCUCGUCUUCACCUUCCCAAUCACCUGCUGGGUUUGUAUAAAGAGAGUACCAUCCUUGGAGAGGUUGGCAGUGUUCAGGCUCGGAAAAUUGCAACCAGUACAAGGACCAGGCCUGGUUCUUGUCUUUCCUGUCAUAGACAGUUACAUGAAAGUGGACCUGAAGCCCAAAGUGUUUGCCAUUCCUCCUCGAGAGGUGUUGACAGGAGACGGUGCCAUCCUGGAAGUGAGUGCCGAAUUGCGUUGUCAAGUCGUCCAUAGUGUGCGUUAUGUGACACGCGUCAAGGAAGUGGAUGCUACCGUUGAAGCCCUCGGGAAGCAAGCGCUCACUGGAGUCCUGGGAUCAGGAGAGCAGGAUGACCUUGAAAAUCAUAAAGAGGCCCUGGAGGCUACUCUUUUGACAAAGCUCAAUGAGACCAUUUUGCCAUGGGGCCUCGAGGUAAUUGGAGUAGAAAUUAAAGUGAUGAAGGUCUUAAAACCAGCUGAGCCAACAAAUCCUUUGGCCCCCGUUGUAUCUGCGCUCAAGAAGGCCCUCGGGUUUUCAUCCAGCAACAAAAAACCUCCAAUGACUGUGGCUCCUGUGCCAAUGGGUCCAGGGGUGCUUCAUGCCGUGUCUGCAGCACCGAGUGAACCUCAGUUUGAACAGCUCAUCAAUGUGCUGCACCAGUUGGCUCUGUACACGGCCAAGCAGAAGCAGUUUGAAGACGCAGAAGCUCGGUACCGCAUCAACAUUCAUUCCGUGGACAAGAGCCAGACUGUCACUGCAUACCUCAGCUUCAAGAAUGGUGAGGUGGAGCUGCUCAGAGAGGACAAGGGUGAAAAAGCUCCAGCAGAGCCAGAUGUCACACUGGGGCUUUCUGCGGACGACCUGACACUGAUUCUUUGUGGCCGUGAAUCCCCCAUGCAAAUCUAUGUCCAGGGCCGCAUCCAGUUUUCAGGGGACUGGUCCUGUCUGAAACGCUUCAUGACUGUCAUUCAGGAGUGCACGGUAUGAGGUCAUAUUUUGAGAGGAUGACUUCUUUAGGCAAAGUAAGGGAACCAUUGCUUUUUGGUAGCUUACGUGAAAAAAAACUGCUCCAUUUCGUAGCAAUGAUGUCAAGCAACAACUCUAUUUUGUGAUGAAACAGGUAUCCUUCUGUUUGAUUACCUCAGCUAUCGCUAUGUUACUAUGUAUACGUACCUUAAUUGUCUGCAGCUGCAUACUGUGAAACAGCUCGCGAAUUUGGAACAAUAAUUGACACCAUUCGCAAACUUUGUUUCCACAGUUGGUUGUGCAGGCAACAGUUAUCAAGUAUGAUAGAGUUUGUCUUGUCACCAGCUAGGUAUGUGCCAUCCUAUGUGUAUCUGUGGCAUGCUUUCCCAAACAGCUUUUGCAAUAUAUAUCUACGUCACACUUCCGUGAGCAGCUCCUACAUUAUAUAUCCAUGUUAUAGUUCUCUUAACUAUUUUAAUGGACUGUAGCAGGGUUCUACAAAGUUCUGAAGGCAUGUGUACAUAUGUGUAUGCAUUCGAGGCCUCUUAAGACCAGAAUCAAGACCAAGGGCUUUCGGACAGUUUGAACGAUUGUCUCUUUUGUUUGGGUUAUGCAAAAUGCCAGUUUUUAAAUCCUGUUUAGAGCUUCGCAACUGGUUUUCUAGAGACCGUUUUCUUCAGUAAGAAGACGCACACCCCUGUGUUUUCUAAAACUGUGGGGGAAAAUCGGGUUUUAUUCCAAGAGCCGUCAAAUGGUGAAAUCAGACAACAUCUGGUAGAAAAAACAAGAGCACUUGUCACAUUUCAAAUGAACACGAGAUGCCCGUGCUGAAUGUACAGUGCCCAUAUUGGUGGCUCAAUUUGCACUUCGACAAGUUAUCCCUUGGGGGGGAGGGGUUUACCCCGACUGACGAUGAUAAAAAAUGGGGGUUAAAAAUGGGUUUUACCACGUUUAACCCUAAGGCAUGAGGCUCUACGCACACAUAUACAGUAAUAUGGUAAUGCUGGAGCUAGUUGCAUAAUUUUCCUUGACAAUGUAGUUAUUCAGGUGCAAUAUUUGGUAAAAAGAUGAUCGCAUCAUUUACCAUGCUCACCAUACAGCAUCCAUGCCUAUCAUCUAAUUGCUUUCCACAUAAUACUGGCAAUAUUACUUAAGUCCCCAAAAGUCCCACUUUUGCAAAAAUUUUGCAGAAAUCUCGCCCUAUGCUUUUCAGACUUGCAUUACCCUACCUGCGUUGGCAAACGUAAAACACUAGUCUAUAGAGUGGCCAACAACAGAGGUCAAGAUAUGAGAAUGUAAAACUAGUUAUUGUUCCUUAAUAUAUUCCUCUCUCUUCUCAUUAAUCGUGUUGAACAUGUUGAUUCUAACGGCAGAGAUGUUGCAGCAAUGUGCCAGGCUGGAGCGUUAGUCAUGCUGAUGCACCCUUUCUAAUGCAAUACUGUCGUCAUUAUUCGAGAAUCGUGCUGAAAGACUGUCGCUUUUCCCACAAUGUAGUCAUUUGCAGGAGCAGACAGAACAGUCUCUUGGUGUGGAGAAUAGUAACAUGAUCUAUGCUUUUGGGACAGGAUAACAUCUCCCAGUUCCUGUACUGUGCCAAUCAAAGCGGAUCAUUUUUUAAAACAGUCUUCUAAGCAUUUAUCUCACAUUAGUCGCACAGCACUUUCCCAAUAGGGACAGUGACUACAGAACAAAUGUGUUCCUACGAUAUAGUAGUUGCCUGCUAGUUUUUAUAACGUGUUGUGGAUAGCCUCGUUAAUACUGGUUAGAGAGCUUUAUUGUGCAGGUUCUAGUCACAUCUUCCUCUCCUUUUCAAACAGUGCUGUGACUACUAUAGUCUUACAAUGCAGUCCAUGUGCUGCAAGCUCAAUAAAAUGUAUUUCUACACCCAACA